Molecule: messenger RNA, 249 nt
Organism: Letharia columbiana
Lineage: Eukaryota; Fungi; Ascomycota; Lecanoromycetes; Lecanorales; Parmeliaceae
Exons: 2
Coding region: 1-249 (82 amino acids)
Source: RefSeq, a predicted model, not a curated record
AUGCUUGAUUACCGUAACACCAUGGAUCGAGUACUAGAAAAACAUUACGCGCCGCCCAAUCGUAAUGCGGCGUUGCAAAAGGAGAAAACGGAGCCUCUGAGGAAAAGCAAGGAUGUACAGGAAUCAAAGAGCGUCAUGACACCAGAGGCCAAGCAAGCAAAGCCGCUGGGAAAGGACAGAGUGGAUCGCGAUGGCAGAGGAAAGGGCGCAGAGAGUGGCCGGGAGCGUCAAUCGCAGGGGCGCUCGUGA